This is a messenger RNA of Dictyostelium discoideum AX4, 2187 nucleotides long. RefSeq lists its product as hypothetical. The transcript has 10 exons. The record is from RefSeq and is a predicted model, not a curated record. Bases 1 to 2187 code for a protein of 728 amino acids. Lineage: Eukaryota; Evosea; Eumycetozoa; Dictyosteliales; Dictyosteliaceae.
AUGGAUAAAAAAAAUUAUAUUUUCUCAGAGAAAAAGGAUGGACAAAUUUUUAAAGUUAUUGACAAAUCAAAAAGUUAUGAUUGCAAAGAAGUAACAUUACAAGGUUAUAAUAAUGUAAAGAACACUGACUAUAAAGAAUAUCUGAUAUUAGGUGGUCAAGAUUUUGAAAAAACUUAUAGAGUUAUAGAAUAUUAUUCAAAUAAAGAAGAUAUUAAAAAUCAAAUUAAAUUUAUUGAAAAAAAAUCUGAAUUUGAUUCUUUAUGGUAUAAAGAUUUUAAAGUUGAAAAAAAAUCCAUAGAUGAAUGUAGUAAUGAAAAAAGUAACAUUUUUUUAACUCCAAUGGAUCAAUUUAAUUUUAAAUCAAUAAUUGAAUCAAAUAAUCUUCAACAGGAUCUUUAUUUGAAAGCAAUAUUUCAUUUAAUAUUGGGUGCAUAUGAUAUUGGAGAAAAUGGACCAAAUGAUUCAAUGUUUAUAUCAUAUUUAAAUUAUUCUUUUGAAAAUCUUUACCUAAUCUCUUCAUCAUCAUCAAAUAAUAAUAAUAAUAAUAAUAAUAAUAAUAAAAAUUAUGAUUUUAAAUUAACAUACCCAUUUAUAAAUAUUCAACCAGAUCCCAGUACUACAAAUAAUAAAUCAAAUCCAUUUUUUAAAUCAAUUGUCAAUUAUAUUGAUUUUAAAUUUUCUGAUACUAUUUUAAAUGAUAUCAUUAUUAAAUUGAAUAAAGAUAGAUUAUUAGAAAAAUUUCCAAAUUCAAAUUUAGAUGUAUACUUUGAACAAUUUGAAGCAUCAAUUUUAUUUGAUGAACAAAAAAGUUUUAAAAUGAAUUUACCAAAUAAAAUUGAUCCAUUCAAAACAAUUAAAAUUUCAAGUUUUAAAAAGACCUAUAAAUCUGACACUGGAUUACUUUAUAUAAUUAAUAUUAAAGAAAAGGAAUAUGGUGUUGAAAUUUACCAAGAAAGUCAAAUUAAAGUUCUUGAUAUUGAAAUUAAUGGUAAAAAAAGCCAACCAAUGUGGGAAAAUAAUCAUUUAAAAUACUUUGAUUAUUGUAGAGAUAAGGAUAAAAAAUUAGUUUAUAUAAUUUAUGAACUUCCAACCAACUUUAACUAUAGCAAAUGUUAUAAUGGUUUUUCAAAUAAUAAUCUAAGUAAAGAUAAAAAAGAUAAACUUUUUUAUAGAUUAAUUGAAAAUCAUAUAUCAAAUUUUGAUAUAACUGAAAAUAAUGUUAAAAAAUCUUUUAGAGAUAUUGAAACUUUAAAAAAUUAUUCUUUAAAUUUAAUAAUUUCAAAUGAAGAGAAAUUAUUUUAUUCAUACUCUUUUAAUAUGAAAUCAAAUAGUAAUUUUAUUGAUUCAAUAUAUGAUAUUGGUAAAUGGGUUUAUGGAAAAAAUAGUGAAGAGAUUAAUCAAUUACAAUGUAUAAAAUUAUUACAACAUUUAUUAUCAUAUAAUAAUAUUCAAUUAAUUCAUCAUCAAUUAAAAUUUUCAUUCUCAAACAUAUACAAUCUUAUUAGAAAGAAUUUAUCUGGUUUCAAAAAAUUAAUUCCAAAAUUUAAAAAUAAAUUACAAAACAAACAUAUUAAAUAUUCAAUAAUUAAAAUUGAUGAAGAUUAUUACUAUAUAAAAAAUUUAUCAUCUCCAUUUGAAAAUCAUAAUGAUUUUUAUAAAACAAUAAUUUUAACUUUAGAGAAAACAAUUACUGGAGAGAAAUUAAUUUGUUUUAGAAAUCAAAAUAAUAGUCAAUUAUUUGGAAGUUCUUCAAUAGAAUUAAAAAAUUUACCUGGUAGUGCUAUUCAAUGUUCAAAUAUAAAACCACCAAUUUUCACAGUAAAGGAUUCAAAUACAUCAUUUACAUUAUUUGAAUAUCACCAAGUAAUUACUUUAAAUCGUUUUAUUUUAGAAUUUGGUCAUUUAUCUUUUUUAAAAUCUUUGCUUUUAUAUUUUAAAACAUUGAAUGAAACUCGUAGUAAUGAAAUGGUUUUAAUCAAUUUAUCAGUAAUCUUUGGAUUUGAAUGUGACUCUUAUUUACUUUUUGAUAUUAGAGAAUUUGCAGAGAAAUAUUUUAAUAUUUUUUAUGGAUGGGAGGAAUUAGUUUUAAAUUCUCCAGCAUUAAUUAAACAAUUUCUUAUUUUUAAUGAUUCAACUAUUGAACAAGAUAAUUUGACUUUAGAUUUUUAUGAACAAAUUUAUAGUUAA